Messenger RNA from Cuculus canorus (common cuckoo), 1505 nucleotides. It is a transcript of the gene TMUB2, whose product is annotated as transmembrane and ubiquitin like domain containing 2. Gene Ontology annotation, molecular function: protein binding. The transcript has 3 exons. Bases 349 to 1251 code for a protein of 300 amino acids. Lineage: Eukaryota; Metazoa; Chordata; Aves; Cuculiformes; Cuculidae. The record is from RefSeq and is a predicted model, not a curated record.
GCACGCUGUGACGUAGCGCUUCCUGUGGGCGGGUACCCUGGGCCUGACCGGGGCUGUCAGGGACCCCCGCGUCCCGUCAGGGGUCCCCGGGACCCUUCCCGCACCUCUCCGAGGUUUAACACCCUCCCCAUCCCCCCUGCCGCGUCCGGCGCCUCCCGGGGAGGCUUUUCCCGACGUUACCCGCCCCCGCCGCUGACUGCCGUGCUGCUUUGACGCCAGCCGGGCAGCGAAGGGCUUCGGGAGACGCCGGGACCCUGCGCCGGCGAGGUGCCGCGCUAACUGGGACGUGGGAAGCGAUUGGAUCACUCUUCGCCCAGUGGGACGCCGAGUCCUCUCCCGAGCCGUGAGAUGGAGCCGCCCACCGCCGCCUUCAUCCGUGGGAUGGGGGACGAGGUGACGGUGGCGGCCGGCAUCGUGGUGCUGGUCCUGGCGCUCGUCCUGGCCUGGCUCUCCACCUACGUCGCUGACAGCAGCAACCAGCUCCUGGGAACGAUCGUCGCGGCGGGGGAUGCGGCCGUCAUCCGCCUGGGCCACGUGGAGCGGUACGUGGGGACGGCGGGGGCAGCCGAGGCCCCGGAGCCCCCCCGGGUCCCCGAAGUCCCAGAGGAGAAAACGGAGGAGGAAGGGGUGGGAGUGCCAGAGCCGGCGGCGGAACAGGGGGACAGCGGCAGCCCCCCUGAUGCCGGCCUGGAGCGGCUGCUGGACAUCCGGGGCUCACCCAAACGGGGCUCGGCCGCUGUGCCCAGCUCCCUGGGCAGCCGAGGAGCAGCGCCCGCCCCUGGGGACAGCGACCUGUGCUCUGACUGCAUCACUGUCCGGCUCAAGUUCCUCAACGACACCGAGGAGGUGGCCGUGGUGCGGCCCGAGGACACCGUGGGGGGGCUCAAGAGCAAAUACUUCCCAGGCCAGGAGAGCCAGAUGAAGUUCAUCUACCGUGGGCAGCUGCUGCAGGACCAGAGGCGGACGCUGCGCUCACUCCACAUCACCGACAACUGCGUCAUCCACUGCCACCGCUCCCGGACCACCACCACCACUGCCACCCUGCCAGACCCCGGCACUACUGCAUCCGACACUGGCAGCCUCCCGCUUGGCGUGGGGAACCUGCUGGUCCCUGCCAUCAUGGUGGUGCUGGCGGCUGUCUGGUAUUUCCGCAUCAACUACCGGCAGCUCUUUUCCACACCAGCCACUGUAUCCUUGAUCGGCGUCACUGUCCUCUUCACCUUCCUGGUGUUUGGGAUGUACGGACAGUAGAGAUUCAGCCUGGUGGGACCAUGGCACUUUCCUCACCACAGCGUUGCAGUGACCGGAGCCAGCACAGUGGGAGCUUGGCGUGUUCUUCUUGGUCUUGGUGCCAGACUUUUGUCCCCACAGCAGAGGCUUGUGGCAGAUGCUGCCCACAGUCCCAGGCUGAGCAGUGCAGUGGCUCCAAGAUCUGGAAUGGGCUGCAGCACAGGCUGUGGCUUCUGCCCAGAGACUCUUUAAAGCAAAUAAAUGUGUAACCUCUG